Molecule: messenger RNA, 1829 nt
Organism: Prorocentrum cordatum
Lineage: Eukaryota; Dinophyceae; Prorocentrales; Prorocentraceae
Source: the annotation of a GenBank genome assembly
CCGUGCGCCCGACCUCGUUUUCGGCCCGAGGGCAGCGCUUUUCCCAGGCCGCCCCUGGCGCGCUCUCCGGCUCGUGCCCCCGCGGCGGCGCGGCCCUGGCGCGGCGCCGGGCCCCGCGCGCCCCGCGGCCAUGUCCUCGAUGCUGGGCAACCUCUUCAGCUCCACGUGCACGGUCGACGUGACUUUCGAUGCGGAGCAGAAUCGGAAGACCGCCCCUAUUGGCAAGGACAAGUCAGGCAGACACUGCGUCAUCGAAUUGAUUGUUGCAGCUCCGCUCUGGUGCCAGAUGUUUCUUCGAAAGUAUCGUGCCCUUUUUCGUCUCGCCUUGUACCUUGGUGCGCUGCUCGUUCAUAGUGAAGCCAGUCCCGUCAACCAGCCAUGUCUUCAUCAUCGUGUGGUCUCCCCAUCUCUGGACCCUCACUGCUUCGCAUCGUCGCGCCAAGGCGAGCGGGCAUACAUCUACACGGAUGGCGAGGACGUGGCUGGCGUGGCGGUGGUGAGCGUGCGGCCGGGCAAGAAGGUGGAGCACCAGGGCAUCCAGGUGCAGCUCGUGGGGCAGGUGGACAUGAUCCACGACAAGGCCAACAAUUACGAUUUCUUCUCGAUCACCAAGGAUUUAGAGCCCCCUGGCAUCUUGUACGAGUCGAAGCAGUACAAGUGGAAGUUCGGGUCCGUCGACAAGACCGACGAGACCUACAGCGGCAUCAACGUGCGGCUGCGAUACUUCGUGCGCCUCUGCGUGGUCCGCAACUACGCGACGAACAUAACCAAAGAGAUUGACAUGGUGGUUCAGAACCUCUACCCGCAGCCUGAGCUCAACAACACGCUCAAGAUGGAGGUCGGAAUCGAGGAUUGUUUGCACAUAGAGUUCGAGUACGACAAGGCCAAGUAUCACCUCAAGGACGUCGUUGUUGGGAAGGUCUACUUCCUGCUCGUGCGGAUCAAGAUCAAACACAUGGAGCUCAACAUCGUCCGCCGCGAGGCCACAGGCGCGUCGGGUGGCCAGCAGCAGACGGACAACGAGACGCUCACGAAGUUCGAGAUCAUGGACGGGGCGCCUGUCAAGGACCAGUGCAUCCCCGUGAGGUUAUACAUGAACGGAUUCGACUUGACACCCACGUACAAGAAUGUGCAAAACAAGUUCUCAGUGAAGUAUUUCUUGAACCUGGUUCUCGUUGACGAGGAGGACCGGAGAUAUUUCAAGCAGCAGGAGAUCUUCAUGUACCGGAAGAAGAUCUCGUGAUGGUUCCGUAUAGUAGUCGAUUCAAUUGUCUUCUUUUUAGUAUUGUCUCAGUCGGUUGCCCAGGCCCCUUGUAUCCUUCUGCGCCGCAUCAGUUGCGUCGCCUGUGAACCCGUUUAUUCUUGGCAUAUCCGCACAAAUGUCGGUAGCGUAUUUGUUUGCUGGAGCCAAGAUUACAGAGCGCACCUUCGGAGAAAUGUGCGACAACGGGAGACGCAGCAAAGAGGCUCCACCGCUGACCUCCAUCGUGAACUCUCUCCUGUCCGCUCCCAGUGUCUUGACAGGUGAUCCCACCACGCCAGCCCUCCCACCCCCUGGGACGCUCGCUCCGUGGGGCAAUUCGAGUGGUUGACCUCUCUGCUUACUCGUCACACAGGUUUGUCAGUGUUGCUAGUCUCAGCGAGUGCGUUCCGCUACUCGCAAAGUGCCUACUCGCUAACGCCCGAGAACCAUUUGUUUGCUUCGACGAACUUUAUCGUAGAUCCUACGCGCCGGAUCCAGGCCAUUUGCGAGUAUGGGGCCGGCGGACUUUGCGAAUAGUGGAACGCGCUCGUCCAUAGACUGAGACGGCGUGCGUCCGAUACGUGGA